This is a messenger RNA of Caenorhabditis briggsae, 1488 nucleotides long. The record is from RefSeq and is a predicted model, not a curated record. The transcript has 12 exons. Lineage: Eukaryota; Metazoa; Nematoda; Chromadorea; Rhabditida; Rhabditidae. Bases 1 to 1488 code for a protein of 495 amino acids.
AUGUCAUCCUGGAGAUUAAGAUAUUCAUUGGUUCCUGGUGUUGAAAGAAGUUAUAAAUCCUCCUCAUGGCUAUUUCUAGCUUUGGCGUUUAUCUGCUUCUUGUAUUUGAGCAUUAUUUUUGUUUUUGACACAGUACCACAGGGAUCAAUUACAUGGAAUACGGAAAACUUGAGAAAAAAGUUCGUAUUGAAUGGAAGUCUCACUGAUCUCGUUCAUUUCCAAGUUUUUGGGUCAAAAGCAACUGAACCUGCUGGGCACCGAAUAGCAGUUGUCAUGGUUGUGACAAACCAAACAAAACCAGAAAAUUAUGAUAUUGCUAUACAAACAGUUCGAUGUUAUUGCAAAAUCCAUGAUUAUGAGUUUGUGUUGGCAGUUGAUACAGACUUCAAUUGUGCUCAUAGAGAUAAAUUUUUCCGUCGUCAUUGUGCAGCUGCGAAGAUUCUUCCACUUUUUGACACCAUUCUUUUUCUGGAUGCAGACAUUGGAGUGGUCAAUCCAGAACGAAGAAUGGAAGAUUAUAUGGUAGAAGGAAUAGAUGUUACAUUCUACGAUCGGUUCUAUAAUUGGGAAAUUAUGGCUGGCUCGUAUAUUGCUCGAAAUACGCAGUAUGCAAUCGACUUGCUGAAUGAGUUUGCUGAUUACGAGUUCAAAUUACCCAGGAGUUUUCAUGGAACUGACAACGGAGCACUUCAUAUAUUCCUGGCUGAAAGGCUCUUUCCACACGCUCAAAUUGAGACUAACAUCUGCAAAAAAGUUUAUAACAAGUCCAAUAGUUUUCAAGAUUUAUUCACUUAUGAAGCAUGCGUAAGAGCAAUUUUCGGAGCUGGAACUGAUUUCGGAAAAGUUCGAAUUAUGAGAAAAGGAACAGGAUGGGCAAGAGAUGGAUGGCUGACAUCUAUGCUUUGGCAUCCUGAUAUUGAUUUUAUGUUUCAUGGAUGGAAGACAAAUCAAUUAAGACAAACACCAGAAGUUGGAGUCAGACCCAAUCAAAUGGGAAGAAGUGAGUGGUACAACCCAUUGGGCGGUCCCAUAUAUCUUGAGAGAUGUAGUCCUCAAAACAAAACUUGGUCGUAUGAUCCACGUCUUCAUGGAAAUAAAGAAGAUAUUCUGAGUAGUCUUCGAAAGUUUGAAGAAGAAGUUGCAGUACAGCAGGGAACUGGCUGGGUGAGAGAUGCAUGGCUGACAAGUGGAGUAUGGAAUCCGGAACACGGUUUCAUGUUACAUGGAUGGAAGACUAAACAGUUAAUAAAGACUCCGAUGGGAAGAUUCAAAGCAACUCCGAUGAACUGGUCAACGUGGUAUAAUCCAUUUGCAGGCCCGAUAGAUUUGGAUAAAUGUGUUCGAGGAAAUACUUCUUGGUCUUAUAAUCCACAGCUGGUUCAGGACAAGAAGUCUGUAGAAGAAAGCCUUCUGGAGUAUGAGAAGAAAGUUGCUUUUGAUAAAAUUAAACAGAUGGGCAAAAUAUUUGAAUUGGCGAAUAGAAAAUAG